Artibeus jamaicensis (Jamaican fruit-eating bat) is the source of this 14913-nucleotide messenger RNA. RefSeq names its product HECT and RLD domain containing E3 ubiquitin protein ligase 2 (gene HERC2). Lineage: Eukaryota; Metazoa; Chordata; Mammalia; Chiroptera; Phyllostomidae. The coding region runs from base 128 to 14632 and encodes 4834 amino acids. The transcript has 93 exons. Gene Ontology annotation, biological process: protein ubiquitination. The record is from RefSeq and is a predicted model, not a curated record. Gene Ontology annotation, molecular function: ubiquitin-protein transferase activity; zinc ion binding; protein binding.
AGCCGGGAUCGCGGGCGCGGGCGGAGCCAGAGGCGGCUGGGAGGCAGUGUCCGCACGCCGCCGCUGGAGCUGGGCGGCCGGGCCUCUGCGUUUCAGGUGUGACAGCUGGGAGGAAGCUGGAGGAAAGAUGCCCUCCGAGUCUUUCUGUUUGGCGGCCCAGGCUCGACUGGACUCCAAAUGGUUGAAAACAGAUAUACAGCUCGCCUUCACCAGAGAUGGGCUCUGUGGACUGUGGAAUGAGAUGGUUAAAGACGGAGAAAUUGUAUACAACGGGGCAGAACUACCCCCGACCGGAGACCUGCCUGCUAGGAAAGAUGAUGGUGUUGAUACUCAGAGUGGGACGAAGAAAGAAGACCUGAAUGAGAAAGAAAAGAAGGACGAAGACGAAGCUCCCGUGCCUGCGCACCGGUCCAAGUCUAUCCUCGAGAGCUGGGUGUGGGGCAAGCAGCCAGACGUGAACGAAUUGAAGGAAUGCCUUUCUGUGUUGGUCAAGGAGCAGCAGGCCCUGGCCAUCCGGUCGGCCACCACCACCCUCUCAGCCCUGAGGCUCAAGCAGCGGCUGGUCAUCCUGGAGCGGUAUUUCAUUGCCUUGAAUAGGACCGUUUUCCAGGAGAACGUCAAAGUGAAGUGGAAAAGCAGCAGCGUUUCUCUGCCUCCUGCAGACAAGAAAAGCUCCCGGCCCCCGGGCAAGGGCGUGGAGGGCCUGGCCCGAGUGGGGUCCCGAGCAGCGCUGUCCUUCGCCUUUGCGUUCCUGCGGAGGGCCUGGCGGUCAGGCGAGGAUGCGGACCUCUGCAGUGAGCUGUUGCAGGAAUCCCUGGAUGCUCUGAGAGCGCUGCCCGAGGCCUCACUCUUUGACGAGAGCGCUGUGUCCUCUGUGUGGCUGGAGGUGGUGGAGAGAGCCACCCGCUUCCUCCGGGCUGUGGUGACGGGGGAUGUUCAUGGAACGCCAGCUCCCAAAGGGCCGGGCAGCGUCCCCCUGCAGGACCAGCACCUGGCCCUGGCCAUCCUGCUGGAGCUGGCUGUGCAGAGAGGCACGCUGAGCCAAAUGCUGUCGGCCGUCCUGCUGUUGCUGCAGCUGUGGGACAGCGGGACCCAGGAGACGGACAACGAGCGCUCCGCCCAGGGCACCAGCGCGCCCCUCCUCCCUCUGCUGCAGCGAUUCCAGGGCAUGAUCUGCGGCAAGGACGCCCCUCACGCAGAGGGAGAAACGCACCUCCUGUCUGGCCCUCUGAGCCCCAAUGAGAGUUUCCUGCGGUACCUUGUUCUCCCGCAAGACAGCGAGCUCGCCAUCGACUUGCGGCAAACCGCCGUUGUGGUCCUGGCGAACUUAGACCGCCUGGCGGCGCCCUGCACGCCCCCGCUGUGCAGCUCCCCCACGUCCCACAAGGGGUCCUUGCAGGAAGUCAUAGGCUGGGGGCUGAUAGGAUGGAAGUGCUACGCCAACGUGAUCGGCCCCAUUCAGAGCGAAGGCCUGGCCACCCUGGGGGUCACGCAGAUCGCCUGUGCGGAGAAGCGCUUCCUGAUCCUGUCGAGGAACGGCCGCGUGUACUCGCAGGCCUACAACAGCGACACGCUGGCCCCGCAGCUGGUCCAGGGUCUUGCCUCCAGAAACAUCGUGAAAAUUGCCGCCCACUCCGACGGUCACCACUACCUGGCCUUGGCGGCCACUGGAGAGGUGUACUCCUGGGGCUGUGGGGACGGCGGACGGCUGGGCCACGGGGACACCGUACCCCUGGACGAGCCCAAGAUGAUCUCCGCCUUCUCCGGCAAGCAGGGCGGGAAGCACGUGGUGCACAUCGCCUGCGGGAGCACCUACAGCGCAGCCGUCACCGCCGAGGGCGAGCUCUACACCUGGGGCCGCGGGAACUACGGCCGCCUGGGCCACGGCUCCAGUGAAGACGAGGCCAUUCCGAUGCUGGUGGCUGGGCUCAAAGGACUGAAGGUCAUCGACGUGGCUUGCGGGAGCGGGGACGCACAGACACUGGCGGUGACAGAGAAUGGUCAGGUGUGGUCCUGGGGAGAUGGUGACUAUGGGAAACUGGGCAGAGGCGGUAGUGAUGGCUGCAAAACGCCCAAGCUGAUCGAAAAGCUUCAAGACUUGGAUGUUGUCAAAGUACGGUGUGGAAGUCAGUUUUCCAUUGCUUUGACAAAAGACGGCCAAGUGUACUCAUGGGGCAAAGGCGACAGCCAGAGACUUGGGCACGGGACAGAGGAACACGUCCGUUACCCCAAACUCCUGGAGGGCUUGCAAGGGAAGAAGGUGAUUGAUGUGGCCGCGGGCUCCACCCACUGCCUGGCUCUGACCGAGGACAGCGAGGUCCACAGCUGGGGGAACAACGACCAGUGCCAGCACUUUGACACCUUGCAUAAGACCAAGCCAGAACCGUCUGCACUGCCCGGGCUGGAUACCAAGCACAUAGUUGGGAUAGCCUGUGGGCCAGCCCAGAGCUUUGCCUGGUCGUCUUGUUCCGAGUGGUCCAUCGGCCUCCGCGUCCCUUUUGUGGUGGACAUCUGCUUGGUGACUUUCGAGCAGCUGGACCUCCUGCUGCGGCAGGUGAGCGAGGGGAUGGACGGCACAGCGGACUGGCCGCCACCCCAGGAGAAAGAGUGCAUGGCGGUGGCCACGCUGAACCUUCUGCGGCUGCAGUUGCAUGCUGCCAUCAGCCACCAGGUUGACCCGGAGGCGCUUGGUUUAGGUCUCGGCAGUGUCCUGCUUGGCAGCCUGAAGCAGACCGUGGUGGCCCUGGCCAGCAGUGCGGGCGUGCUGGGCACUGUGCAGGCGGCCGCCCAGGCCGUGCUGCAGAGCGGGUGGUCCGUGCUGCUGCCCACGGCCGAGGAGCGGGCCCGGGCACUGUCUGCGCUGCUGCCCUGCGCAGGCAACGAAGUUAAUGUAAGUCCAGGCCGGCGCUUCAUGAUUGAUCUCCUGGUGGGCAGUUUGAUGGCCGAUGGGGGCUUAGAGUCAGCCUUGAACGCGGCCAUCACCGCGGAAAUCCAGGAUAUUGAAGCCAAGAAAGAAGCACAGAAGGAAAAAGAAAUUGAUGAACAGGAAGCAAAUGCCUCAACAUUUCACAGAAGUAGGACUCCAUUGGAUAAGGACCUUAUUAACACAGGAAUCUAUGAAUCUUCUGGAAAACAGUGUUUGCCUCUGGUUCAGCUCAUUCAACAGCUUCUUAGAAACAUUGCUUCCCAGACGGUGGCCAGGUUGAAGGAUGUGGCCCGUCGCGUUUCGUCGUGUAUGGACUUCGAGCAACACUGCCGGGACAGAUCUGCGUCCUUGGACUUGCUGCUGCGGUUUCAGCGCCUGCUUAUCAGUAAACUGUACCCAGGAGAAAGUAUCGGUCAGACCUCAGAUAUUCCUAGUCCCGAGCUCAUGGGAGUGGGUUCCCUGCUGAAGAAGUACACGGCCCUGCUGUGCACUCACAUCGGGGACAUUCUGCCCGUGGCCGCCAGCAUCGCGUCCGCCAGCUGGCGCCACUUUGCCGAGGUGGCCAGCAUCGUGGAAGGGGACUUCACGGGUGUCCUCCUUCCAGAACUCGUCGUUUCCAUCGUCCUCCUGCUCAGUAAAAACGCCAGUCUCAUGCAGGAGGCGGGCGCCGUCCCCCUGCUGGGCGGCCUCUUGGAGCACCUGGACCGCUUCAACCACCUGGCACCGGGGAAGGAGCGGGACGACCAGGAAGAGUUAGCGUGGCCCGGCAUCAUGGAGUCAUUUUUUACGGGACAGAACUGUAGAAAUAAUGAGGAGGUGACCCUCAUUCGCAAAGCCGACUUGGAGAACCACAAUAAAGAUGGGGGCUUCUGGACCGUCAUCGACGGGAAAGUGUACGACAUAAAGGACUUCCAGGCCCAGUCCCUGACCGGCAGCAGCAUUCUCGCUCAGUUUGCCGGGGAAGACCCAGUGGUAGCUCUGGAAGCUGCCCUCCAGUUUGAAGACACGCGGGAGUCCAUGCACGCCUUCUGCGUGGGCCAGUACCUGGAGCCUGACCAAGAAGUUGUCACCAUUCCAGACCUGGGGAGCCUGUCGUCACCUCUGAUAGACACGGAGCGGAACCUGGGCCUGCUCCUCGGAUUACACGCCUCCUACCUGGCUAUGAGCACGCCGCUGUCUACCGUUGAGGUCGAAUGCGCCAAGUGGCUGCAGUCGUCCAUCUUCUCGGGAGGCUUGCAGACCAGCCAGAUCCACUACAGCUACAAUGAGGAGAAAGACGAGGACCACUGCAGUUCCCCCGGGGGCACCCCCGCCAGCAAGUCCCACCUCUGCACCCACAGACGGGCCCUGGGCGACCACUCCCAGGCCUUCCUGCAAGCCCUGGCCGACAAUAACAUCCAGGAUCACAAUGUGAAGGACUUCCUGUGCCAAAUAGAGAGGUGCUGCAGGCAGUGCCACUUGACCACGCCCAUCACGUUCCCGCCCGAGCACCCCGUGGAAGAGGUGGGCCGCCUGCUGCUCUGCUGCCUCCUGAAACAUGAAGAUUUAGGACACGUGGCCCUGUCUUUGGUUCACGCCGGCACGCUCGGUAUCGAGCAAGUGAAGCACAGAGCGCUGCCCAAGUCCGUGGUGGACGUGUGCAGGGUUGUCUACCAAGCCAAGUGCUCCCUCAUUAAGACGCACCAGGAGCAGGGCCGUUCUUACAAGGAGGUCUGCGCGCCAGUCAUUGAGCGUUUGAGGUUCCUCUUUAAUGAACUGAGACCCGCAGUCUGUAAUGACCUCUCCAUCAUGUCCAAGUUCAAACUGCUGAGCUCCCUGCCCCGCUGGCGGAGGAUUGCGCAGAAGAUAAUUCGAGAGCGAAGGAAAAAGAGAGUUCCUAAGAAGCCAGAAUCUACUGAUGAUGAAGAAAAAAUUGGAAAUGAAGAGAGUGAUUUAGAAGAAGCUUGCAUUCUGCCUCACAGUCCCGUAAAUGUGGACAAAAGACCCAUUGCAAUCAAAUCACCCAAGGAUAAGUGGCAGCCGCUGCUGAGCACGGUGACGGGCGUCCACAGGUACAAGUGGCUGAAGCAGAGUGUCCAGGGUCUCUCCCCGCAGUCGGCGCUGCUCGGUACGAUUGCCGAGUUCGCCCUGAAAGAAGAGCCGGUGGAUGUGGAGAAAAUGAGAAAGUGCCUCCUGAAACAGCUGGAGAGAGCGGAGGUUCGCCUGGAAGGGAUCGACACCAUCCUCAAGCUGGCGGCCAAAACCUUCCUGCUGCCCUCCGUGCAGUACGCCAUGUUCUGUGGGUGGCAGCGGCUUAUCCCGGAGGGGGUUGACAUUGGGGAGCCCCUUACAGAUUGUCUAAAGGAUGUUGAUUUGAUCCCACCUUUUAACCGGAUGCUGCUGGAGGUGACGUUUGGCAAGCUGUACACUUGGGCCGUCCAGAACAUUCGGAACAUUCUGAUGGAUGCCAACACCAAAUUUAAAGAGCUCGGGAUCCAGCCUGUCCCCCUGCAGACCAUCACCAACGAGAACCCCGCGGGACCGAGCCUGGGCACCACCCCGCAGGCCCGCUUCCUCCUGGUGAUGCUCAGCAUGCUGACCCUGCAGCACGGCGCGCACAACCUCAACCUCCUGCUCAACUCCGGCAUGCUCGCCCUGGCGCAGACCGCGCUGCGGCUCAUUGGCCCUAGUUGUGACAAUGUUGAAGAAGACAUGAGCGCGUCUGCCCGAGGCGCUUCGGCGACUGUCCUGGAAGAGACGAGGAAGGAGACGGCGCCGGCGCAGCUCCCAGUCUCCGGGCCAGAGCUGGCCGCCAUGAUGAAGAUCGGCACCCGCGUCAUGCGGGGCGUGGACUGGAAGUGGGGCGAUCAGGACGGGCCUCCCCCUGGCCUGGGCCGUGUGAUUGGUGAGCUGGGGGAGGACGGCUGGAUCAGGGUCCAGUGGGACACGGGCAGCACCAACUCCUACAGGAUGGGGAAAGAGGGCAAGUACGACCUCAAGCUGGCGGAGCUGCCGGCCUCCACCCAGGCCUCGGCAGAGGACUCGGACACAGAGGACGAUUCAGAAGCUGAGCAAACUGAUGGGAAUAUGCACCCCACGGCCAUGCUGCUGACCAGCACCGUGAACUUGCUGCAGACUCUGUGUCUCUCUGCGGGCGUCCACGCCGAUGUCAUGCAGAGCGAGGCCACCAAGACUCUGUGUGGGCUGCUGCGGACACUGGUGGAGAGUGGGACGGUGGACAAGACCUCGUCCCCGAGCAGGCUGGUGAGCCGGGAGCAGCACCGCGGCUGGUGCUCGCUGGGCUUCGUGCGCAGCAUCGCGCUCACUCCGCACAUGUGUGCCGCGCUCAGCUCCCCGCCGUGGAUCGCCCUGCUCAUGCGGGUCGUCGAGGGACACGCGCCCUUCACGGCUGCCUCGCUGCAGCGCCAGAUCUUAGCGCUGCAUCUCCUGCAGGCAGUGCUGCCGUCGUGGGACAAGGCCGAACGGGCCAAGGACAUGAAGGGCCUGGUGGAGAAGCUCUUCGGGUUCCUGGGCAGCCUGCUCACCACCUGCUCCUCAGACGUCCCGUUCCUCAGAGAGUCCACCCUGCGGAGGCGGAGGGCCCGGCCUCAGGCCUCGCUGACCGCCACCCACAGCAGCACCCUGGCGGAGGAGGCGGUGGCCCUGCUGCGCACGCUGCACUCGCUGGGCCAGUGGAACGGCCUCAUCAACAAGUACAUCAACUCGCAGCUGCAGUCCGUCACCCGCAGCUGCGGCGCCAAGCUGGCCGAUGGGGCCCUGCUGGAGGACUGCCCCCUGGACUCCGAGAGCCCUGAGGUGGGCGGUCUCAUGGCCGUCCUGGCUGUCAUCGGGGGCAUCGACGGCCGCCUGCGACUGGGGGGCCAGGUCACGCACGAGGAGUUUGGGGAAGGCACCGUGACGCGCAUCACCCCGAAGGGCAGGAUCACCGUGCAGUUCUCCGACAUGCGGGCGUGCCGCGUCUGCCCGCUGAGCCAGCUGAAGCCGCUGCCUGCCGUGGCGUUCAGCAUCACCAACCUGCCCUUCACAGAGCCCAUGCUCUCUGUAUGGGCUCAGCUGGUGAACCUCGCUGGAAGCAAAUUGGAAAAGCACAAAAUAAAGAAGUCACCCAAACAGGGAUUUUUAGGACAGGUGGACCUGGACCUGCUGAGGAGCCAGCAGCUGAAGCUGUACAUCCUGAAGGCGGGCCGGGCGCUGCUGCCCCACCAGGACCAGCUGCGGCAGAUCCUGUCCCAGCCCGCCCUGCAGGAGGCCGCGGCCGCGCCGACAGACGACGGCGCAGCUGCGUCCCCUGACCUGGGGGACAUGUCUCCCGAAGGGCCGCAGCCCCCGAUGAUCCUCCUGCAGCAGCUGCUGGCCUCGGCCACCCAGCCGUCCCCGGUGAAGGCCAUAUUCGACAAGCAGGAGCUCGAGGCGGCCGCGCUGGCUGUGUGUCAGUGUCUGGCUGUGGAGUGCACUCACCCGUCCAGCCCGGCGUCGGAGGAUGGCAGCCCCAGCGAGGCCACCACGCCCGUGUCCGCGCAGCAUCUGCGCCCCCUCCGAGCCAAGAAGCGCAAGCAGUCGCCGGUGCCCGCGCCGCCCACUGUGCGUCAGCUCAUGGAGAUGGGGUUCCCCAGAAGGAACAUCGAGUUCGCGCUCAAGUCGCUCACGGGCGCCUCUGGGAGCGCCUCUGGUUUGCCAGGCGUGGAGGCCCUGGUGGGCUGGCUGCUGGACCACGCUGACGCGCAGGUCACGGACCUCUCGGACGCAGACACGGGGUCUGAGGACUGUUCGGACGAGGAGGUGAUGGAGGACUUCGACGACAUGGCCUAUGCUAUGUCGACCGGUGCUGUGGUAACCGAGAGCCAGACUUACAAAAAGCGAGCGGACUUCCUGAGCAACGAUGACUACGCCGUGUACGUGAGGGAGAACAUCCAGGUGGGAAUGAUGGUGCGGUGCUGCCGGACGUACGAGGAGGUGUGCGAAGGAGACAUGGGCAAAGUGAUCAAGCUGGACAGGGACGGGCUGCACGACCUCAACGUGCAGUGUGACUGGCAGCACAAAGGCGGCACCUACUGGGUCCGCUACAUCCACGUGGAGCUGGCAGGCUACCCCCCGCCAAGCUUCCCUUCCCACAUCAAGAUCGGUGACAAGGUGCACGUCAAAGCCUCGGUGACCACCCCGAAGUACAAGUGGGGAUCCGUGACGCACCAGAGCGUGGGCGUCGUGAAAGCUUUCAGUGCCAAUGGGAAGGACGUCAUCGUUGACUUCCCUCAGCAGUCCCACUGGACGGGGCUCUUGUCUGAGAUGGAGCUGGUGCCCAGCAUCCACCCCGGGGUCACGUGCGAUGGCUGUCAGAUGUUCCCCAUCAAUGGGCCCAGGUUCAAGUGCAGGAACUGUGAUGACUUCGACUUCUGUGAAACGUGUUUCAAGACCAGAAAACACAACACCAGGCAUACAUUUGGCAGAAUAAAUGAGCCAGGACAGUCGGCCAUAUUCUGCGGCCGGUCCGGGAGGCAGCUGAAGCGGUGUCACAGCUGCCCGCCCGGGACGCUGCUGGACAGCUGGUCCCGCAUGGUGAAGUCCCUCACCGUGUCGUCCUCCGUGAACCAGGCCUCCCGGCUCAUCGACGGCAGCGAGCCCUGCUGGCAGUCGUCCGGCUCGCAGGGGAAGCACUGGAUCCGUUUGGAGAUUUUCCCAGAUGUUCUUGUUCACCGACUGAAAAUGACCGUGGACCCGGCGGACAGCAGCUACAUGCCUUCCCUGGUGGUGGUGUCAGGCGGGAAUUCCCUGAAUAACCUAAUCGAACUAAAGACAAUCAAUAUCAACUCUACCGACACCACAGUGCCCCUUCUGAGCGACUGCACGGAGUAUCACAGGUACAUCGAAAUCGCCAUAAAGCAGUGCAGGAGCUCCGGCAUCGACUGCAAGAUCCACGGGCUCAUCCUGCUGGGGCGCAUCCGCCCGGAGGAGGAGGAUUUGGCUGCGGUCCCGUUCUUGGCAUCAGACAAUGAGGAGGAAGAGGAUGAGAAGGGCAGCAAUGGGAGCCUUGUCAGGAAGAAGGCGGCGGGGCUGGAGUUGGCGGCCACAAUCAGGACGAAGGUGUUUGUGUGGGGGCUGAACGACAAGGACCAGCUGGGCGGCCUGAAGGGCUCUAAGAUAAAGGUUCCCUCGUUCUCCGAGACGCUGUCUGCUCUGAAUGUGGUUCAGGUGGCUGGCGGCUCUAAGAGUUUGUUUGCAGUGACCUUGGAGGGAAAGGUGUACGCCUGUGGAGAGGCCACCAACGGCCGGCUGGGGCUCGGCAUGUCCAGUGGGACUGUGCCCAUCCCGCGCCAGAUCACGGCGCUCAGCAACUACAUGGUCAAGAAGGUGGCCGUGCACUCAGGCGGCCGACACGCCACAGCGCUCACCGUCGACGGGAAGGUGUUCUCCUGGGGGGAAGGUGACGACGGCAAGCUGGGACACUUCAGCAGGCUGAACUGCGACAAGCCGCGGCUGAUCGAGGCGCUGAAAAGCAAGCGCAUCCGGGACAUCGCCUGUGGGAGCUCGCACAGCGCCGCGCUCACGUCCAGCGGGGAGCUCUACACCUGGGGUCUCGGCGAGUACGGCCGCCUGGGCCACGGCGACAACACGACGCAGCUGAAGCCCAAGAUGGUGAAGGUGCUGCUCGGGCACCGAGUGAUCCAGGUCGCCUGUGGAAGCAGAGACGCGCAGACCCUGGCCCUGACCGACGAAGGCUUGGUCUUCUCCUGGGGUGACGGCGACUUUGGAAAACUGGGCCGCGGAGGAAGCGAGGGCUGCAACGUGCCCCAGAACAUCGAGAGGCUGAACGGGCAGGGCGUGUGCCAGAUCGAGUGUGGCGCCCAGUUCUCCCUGGCGCUCACCAAGUCGGGAGUGGUGUGGACGUGGGGCAAGGGGGACUACUUCCGGCUGGGCCACGGCUCAGACGUGCACGUGCGGAAGCCGCAGGUGGUGGAAGGGCUCAGGGGGAAGAAGAUCGUGCACGUGGCCGUCGGGGCCCUGCACUGCCUGGCGGUCACGGACGCGGGACAGGUGUACGCCUGGGGGGACAACGACCACGGCCAGCAGGGCAACGGCACGACCACCGUGAACAGGAAGCCCACGCUGGUACAGGGCCUGGAGGGCCAGAAGAUCACGCGAGUGGCUUGCGGGUCGUCGCACAGUGUGGCGUGGACGACUGUUGACGUGGCCACGCCUGCCGUCCACGAGCCCGUCCUGUUCCAGACCGCAAGGGACCCUUUAGGUGCUUCCUAUUUAGGUGUGCCUUCCGAUGCCGACUCCUCUGCUGCCAGUAACAAGAUCAGCGGUGCGAGUAAUUCCAAGCCAAAUCGUCCUUCUCUUGCCAAGAUCCUCCUGUCCCUAGACGGCAACCUGGCCAAGCAGCAGGCCUUAUCCCACGUACUGACCGCGCUGCAGAUCACGUACGCCAGAGACGCCGUGGUGGGGGCCCUGAUGCCGGCCGGCAUGAUCGCCCCAGUGGAGUGUCCCUCGUCCUCCUCGGCACCCGCCUCUGACGUGUCGGCCAUGGCCAGUCCCAUGAACGGGGACGAGUGUGUGCUGGCUGUUGACAUGGAAGAGAGGCUGAGCCCAAGUCCGUGGCAAGAAAAGCGAGGGGAGAUUCUCUCCUCUGAGGACGCUGUCACCCCCUCCGCAGUGACCCCAUCUGCUUCCUCAGCUUCUUCCCGGCCCUUUAUCCCGGUGACCGAUGACCCAGGAGCUGCCAGCAUCAUUGCUGAAACCAUGACCAAAACCAAAGAGGAUGUUGAAAGCCAAAAUAAAGCCUCGGGCCCAGAACCUCAGUCCUUGGAUGAGUUCACGAGUCUGCUGGUCUCGGACGACACCCGCGUGCUGGUUGACCUGCUGAAGCUUUCUGUGUGUGGCCGGGCCGGGGACAAGGGCAGGGAGGUGCUCUCGGCCGUGCUGUCCGGCAUGGGCACCGCCUACCCCCAGGUGGCAGACAUGCUGCUGGAGCUGUGUGUCACCGAGCUGGAGGACGUCGCCACAGACUCACAGAGCGGCCGCCUGUCCUCCCAGCCCGUGGUGGUGGAGAGCAGCCACCCCUACACAGACGACACCUCCUCCAGUGGCACCGUGAAGAUCCCAGGCGCAGAAGGACUCAGGGUGGAGUUCGACCGGCAGUGCUCCACGGAGAGGCGCCACGACCCGCUCACCGUCAUGGACGGCGUCAACAGGAUCGUCUCCGUGCGCUCAGGCCGAGAGUGGUCCGACUGGUCCAGUGAGCUGCGGAUCCCGGGAGACGAGCUGAAGUGGAAGUUCAUCAGUGAUGGGUCCGUGAACGGGUGGGGCUGGCGCUUCACGGUCUACCCCAUCAUGCCAGCGGCAGGCCCUAAAGACCUGCUUUCUGACCGCUGCGUCCUCUCCUGUCCGUCCAUGGACUUGGUGACGUGUCUGCUCGACUUCCGGCUCAAUCUGGCCUCCAACAGAAGCAUCGUCCCGCGCCUGGCCGCGUCGCUGGCAGCGUGCGCGCAGCUGAGCGCCUUAGCUGCCAGUCACAGAAUGUGGGCCCUGCAGAGGCUGCGGAAGCUGCUGACGACUGAAUUCGGACAGUCAAUCAACAUCCACCGGCUGCUGGGGGACAGUGACGGGGAGGCGAGAGCUCUGAGUCUCACAGGCAGCGCCCUGGCCGCUCUGGUGAAAGGCCUUCCGGAAGCUCUGGAGCGGCAGUUCGAGUACGAGGACCCUAUCGUGAGGGGCGGCAAGCAGCUUCUCCACAGUCCGUUCUUUAAGGUACUGGUGGCUCUGGCUUGUGACUUGGAACUGGACACGCUUCCCUGCUGCGCCGAGACGCACAAGUGGGCCUGGUUCCGCAGGUACUGCACGGCCUCCCGCGUGGCCGUGGCCCUGGACAAGAGGGCGCCGCUGCCCCGGCUGUUUCUCGACGAGGUGGCGAAGAAGAUCCGGGAGCUGAUGGCAGACAGCGAGAGCAUGGACGUGCUGCACGAGAGCCACGACGUCUUCAGACGGGAGCAGGACGAGCAGCUGGUGCAGUGGAUGAACAGGCGGCCAGAUGACUGGACCCUGUCGGCCGGCGGCAGUGGCACCAUCUAUGGAUGGGGACAUAAUCACAGGGGCCAGCUCGGAGGCAUCGAAGGGGCCAAGGUUAAGGUGCCCACCCCGUGUGAAGCCCUGGCGACCCUCCGACCCGUGCAGUUAAUUGGCGGAGAGCAGACUCUGUUUGCAGUCACGGCCGAUGGGAAGCUCUAUGCCACUGGCUACGGUGCUGGCGGCCGCCUGGGCGUGGGCGGGACGGAGUCAGUGUCCACCCCGACGCUGCUCGAGUCCAUCCAGCACGUGCUCAUUAAGAAGGUGGCGGUGAACUCCGGAGGGAAGCACUGUCUGGCCCUGUCGUCGGAGGGGGAGGUGUACUCCUGGGGCGAGGCGGAAGACGGGAAGCUGGGGCACGGCAACCGGAGUCCGUGUGACCGCCCCCGUGUCAUCGAGUCCCUGCGAGGCAUCGAGGUGGUCGACAUCGCCGCCGGCGGAGCCCACAGCGCCUGCGUCACCUCAGCCGGGGACCUGUACACCUGGGGCAAGGGGCGGUACGGCCGCCUGGGCCACAGCGACAGUGAGGACCAGCUGAAGCCCAAGCUGGUGGAGGCCCUGCAGGGCCACCGCGUGGUGGACGUUGCCUGUGGCAGCGGAGACGCCCAGACCCUGUGCCUCACGGACGACGACACCGUGUGGUCCUGGGGCGACGGUGACUAUGGCAAGCUUGGCAGAGGAGGCAGCGACGGCUGCAAAGUGCCCAUGAAGAUCGACUCCCUCACGGGCCUUGGAGUGGUCAAGGUGGAGUGCGGGUCCCAGUUCUCUGUGGCCCUGACCAAGUCCGGCACUGUGUACACUUGGGGCAAGGGCGAUUACCACAGGCUGGGCCAUGGAUCCGACGACCACGUCAGGAGGCCACGGCAGGUGCAGGGGCUACAGGGGAAGAAGGUCAUUGCCAUCGCCACAGGCUCCCUGCACUGCGUGUGCUGCACGGAGGAUGGUGAAGUGUACACGUGGGGCGACAACGAUGAGGGGCAGCUGGGAGACGGAACAACGAAUGCUAUCCAGAGGCCUCGGCUGGUCGCAGCACUUCAGGGUAAGAAGGUGAACCGCGUGGCCUGUGGCUCGGCGCACACUCUGGCCUGGUCGACCAGCAAGCCUGCCAGCGCUGGGAAGCUGCCCGCACAGGUCCCCAUGGAGUACAACCACCUGCAGGAGAUCCCCAUCGUUGCCCUGCGCAACCGGCUGCUGCUGCUGCACCACCUGUCCGAGGUCUUCUGCCCCUGCAUCCCCAUGUUCGACCUGGAGGGCGCCCUCGGCGAGGCUGGGCUGGGGCCGUCUGUGGGCUUCGACACCCUGCGGGGGAUCCUGAUAUCCCAGGGAAAGGAGGUGGCUUUCCGAAAGGUGGUUCAAGCCACGAUGGUGCGAGACCGCCAGCACGGCCCCGUGGUGGAGCUGAACCGGAUCCAGGUCAAGCGUUCACGGAGCAAAGGAGGCCUGGCAGGCCCUGACGGCACCAAGUCCGUCUUUGGGCAGAUGUGCGCCAAGAUGAGCUCAUUCAGCGCCGACAGCCUGCUGCUGCCCCACCGCGUCUGGAAAGUCAAGUUUGUGGGUGAAUCUGUGGACGACUGUGGUGGUGGCUACAGCGAGUCCAUAGCUGAGAUCUGUGAGGAGCUGCAGAAUGGACUCACCCCCCUGCUCAUCGUGACCCCCAAUGGGAGGGACGAGUCGGGGGCCAACCGCGACUGCUACCUGUUCAGCCCCGCCGCCAGGGCGCCCGUACACACCAACAUGUUCCGCUUCCUGGGCGUGCUGCUGGGCAUCGCCAUCCGCACUGGGAGCCCCCUGAGCCUCAGCCUGGCUGAGCCCGUCUGGAAGCAGCUGGCAGGCAUGAGCCUCACCAUUGCAGACCUCAGUGAGGUGGACAAAGACUUCAUCCCGGGGCUCAUGUACAUCCGUGACAACGAAGCCACGUCAGAGGAGUUUGAGGCCAUGAGCCUGCCCUUCACCGUGCCGAGCGCCAGCGGCCAGGACAUCCAGCUGAGCUCCAAGUACACUCACAUCACCCUGGACAACCGUGCGGAGUACGUCCGGCUGGCCAUCAACUACAGACUCCAUGAGUUCGAUGAGCAGGUGGCUGCCGUCCGGGAGGGGAUGGCCCGAGUCGUGCCUGUCCCCCUCCUUUCUCUGUUCACUGGAUACGAGUUGGAGACGAUGGUAUGCGGCAGCCCGGAUAUCCCCCUGCACCUUCUCAAGUCGGUGGCCACGUACAAAGGGGUGGAGCCGUCCGCGUCCCUGACCCAGUGGUUCUGGGAGGUGAUGGAGUCCUUCUCCAACACCGAGCGCUCCCUCUUCCUCCGCUUCGUGUGGGGCCGCACCCGGCUGCCCAGGACCAUUGCCGACUUCCGGGGCCGAGACUUCGUCAUCCAGGUGCUGGACAAGUACAACCCUCCUGACCACUUCCUUCCCGAGUCUUACACCUGCUUCUUCCUGCUGAAGCUGCCCCGCUACUCCUGUAAGCAGGUGCUGGAGGAGAAGCUGAAGUACGCCAUCCACUUCUGCAAAUCCAUAGACACGGACGAUUACGCCCGCAUCGCCCUCACGGGGGAGCCGGCUGCCGAGGACAGCAGCGAUGACUCGGAGAACGAGGACGCAGAGUCAUUCGCCUCAGACUCGACACAGGACUACCUGACCGGACACUGAACGGGGCGGAGGGCCGCAGGGGCGCGUGUGGGGACGGCAUCCCCUCCCAGAUGGACGGGCGGGGGGGCCUGUCACUCGGGGCCAAGUGCUGCUGGACAUCUGCCUGGCUCUUGGCCCUGGGUGGACACUAGCGUUGCGGAGACGCAAAGGGUGUCUUCACCUGCAAUGCUGCAUCACGUGUUGGACUCUCGUGUUUACUAAAGAGUGUAAAUGUUUAUAUAAAUACUGACCUGCAGCCUCCCAGAAACAAAUAAAAAACCUUUUUACUUGUGGGUGCAAUA